AUGUACCGUCGUAGAGUUACUUCAUCUCCCCAAGCAGUAAACCACGAUUUCAUUCCAAGUACCGUCGAAGAGAUCUUCGAUGAUAUCACAGGUCGUCGACUCGGAUUUCUUCGAGCUUUCACUACAGAAGAAGUGAAUCUGUGUUUGUACGCAUAUCCGAAUGGGACAUGGGAAGUGAAGCAACCAAGCGUGGAAGUGCCUUCGAAUCUUCCUGAGCCAGCUCUCGGAAUCAACUUCCCAAGAGAUGGUUUGAGUCGUAUCGAUUGGCUAACUUUAGUUUCUGCUCACUCUGAUUCUUGGUUGCUCUCUCUUGCUUCAUUCUUCGGUUCUCAGAUUACUCGUGGUGAGAGGAACCGCUUAUUCGAUCAGAUCAAUGAUCAGCCAACUCUAUACGAAGAAGUGACGAACAAUUUCACUCCUAGUACUGUCGAAGAGAUCUUCACUAAUCUCACAGGUCGUCGAAACGGCUUUCGUCGAGCUCUCUUAACAGACGUUGACACUUUCUACGCUUCUUGCGGUCCGGAAAAGGAGAAUCUUUGUUUAUACGCAUACCCGAGUGGGACAUGGCAAGUGACUCUUCCACUCUUGGCUCUGCCUCCGGAAAUUCCCGAGCCAGUUGUUGGAAUCAACUUCUCUAGAGAUGCUACGACUCGUCGGGAUUGGCUUCAACUUGUUGCUGUGCAUUGUGAUUGUUGGUUGCUCUCUCUUGCUUUCUUCUACGGUUCUCGGCUUAGUCCUGAUGAGAGGAACCGCUUAUUCGAUCUGAUCAAUGAUCACCCAACUCUACUUGAAGAAGUGACAAACAAUUUCAAUCCUAGUACCGUUGAACAGAUCUUCACUAAUCUCACAGGUCGUCGAAACGGCUUUCGACGAGCUCUCUUUACAGACGUUGACACUCUCUACGCUUCUUGCGGUCCGGAAAAGGAGAAUCUUUGUUUAUACGCAUACCCUAGUGGGACAUGGGAAGUGAGUCCUCAAGUCCUGGAUCUGCCUCCGGAAAUUCCUGAGCCAGUGCUUGGAAUCAACUUCGCUAGAGAUGGUAUGACUCGUCGGGCUUGGCUUCAAUUUGUUGCCCAUCAUUGUGAUUGUUGGCUGCUCUCUCUUGCUUUCUUCUACGGUUCUCGGCUGAGUCGCGAUGAGAGUAGUCAAGAACCGCUUAUUCGAUCUGAUCAGUGA
This is a messenger RNA of Arabis nemorensis, 1176 nucleotides long. NCBI's taxonomy places the organism in Eukaryota, Viridiplantae, Streptophyta, Magnoliopsida, Brassicales, Brassicaceae. The record is from the annotation of a GenBank genome assembly.